This is a messenger RNA of Lachancea meyersii CBS 8951, 3018 nucleotides long. NCBI's taxonomy places the organism in Eukaryota, Fungi, Ascomycota, Saccharomycetes, Saccharomycetales, Saccharomycetaceae. The record is from the annotation of a GenBank genome assembly.
AUGGCAAGUUUCAUCACACCAGAAUACUCUGAUGAGCUCCUAAAUUUUGUCAAUGAGGUUUACACGCAAGAUAUUGCUCACUACUUUCCGAAGUUACGAUUAGAAAAGCUGAUAGAUUUGCUCGAGCAUGCCGAAUAUCUGUUUGAAUCUUAUUGCCAGGCUCUAAAACAAGAUCAAAAAGAGGACCUACUCACCGCGUACGUGGUGGGUUGCUUCUAUAUAUAUUUGAUCAUACCGCAGUCGAUCCAGUUUAACUCUCGAGAUAAGUCGUAUGCCAUCUAUGUGGAUCUCAAAAAGUAUUACCAAGAUGAAACGCACAUGACGAAUGUUUUACUGAUGGUUACAAGCGUCAUAGACUCCAUGGGCAAAAAUGAGCUCGCAAAUUCUCGGAUAUAUCGUCAGAGAGCUUACUCGGUCCCCCAUAAAGUCGCAAUUAAACCGCUAGGAGCUUUUGCUCCAUCUGAGAAACAGAUUAAUUCUUCUGAUGAUGCUGAUAUAGAAAACGAUUCGACGAUGUGGACAGCGCCUGAUCUGGAACCUAACGACCACCUCAAGGUUAACUUGGGCUCUUUGAGUUCUUCAGCAUCCCUCACGACCGACCAGAUCUUCAAAAAGACGCCUUCUCCUUCUUUCGAUGAACAGGAACCGGUUUCAAUUGCCAACAACCUGGAAAUAAGAGAUCAGACAGGCUUCGCUCCUUCAAAUGCAAGUUUCAAGCAAAAAGUAGACAAGAACUUUAACAGUGAUGGCAUACACUCUCAGGGAAUAGAUCGAUAUAAAACGCAUAGAAAAGAUUCUUACCAUUCGGUUUAUAUGGUGGGCGACGAUUAUGACACCUUCAAUUUCAACCUGGCAAGGCUACAAAAGCAAGCUAUCAUAGGAUGUGAUCAAUUAUUGGACACUUUGUCAAGCAGCAACAAGGAACACCUACUAUUGGUUGAUCUGAGACCUCUAAAAAGAUUUCGCUCAAACCAUAUUGUUGCACCAAAUCUCGUCAACAUAGAUCCAAACGACCUUUUGGAUAAAGCGACGAAUGCAGUAGCAGAAAAUGACAGUCAAAUUCAACCUCUUGAGGGCGGUGAUUUUUUUGAAAGAAGAUCGGAAUAUGAACGUAUCGUGUAUUACACCGAUAUGAAAACCUUUAUGCGAUUGAGCUUUGACUAUCAAUUAAUCUUUUUCCAACUGAUAUAUGCCUCGAGCAAGCCGUUGCGCUGUGUACCGGAAGUGCUUUUGGGUGGUUACGAUCAAUGGAAACGGUUUGUUACGAAGAUUUCCCAGACCCGUCCAAUCGUUAAAGAGGAAUUCUUGUACAGGCUACCUGCUAGCGACUCUUUGCAAGUUAACGAUUCCACACCUGAAACUCGAACUCAAAUCUUGGCCCCUCCGUCGGUGCCUCCACCGCCUCUGCCUGUUAAUGCUAAUACCGACCGGCUGCAAAAUCCUUACGAUCGCCCGCCGUAUCCACUGCCAUCUAAGGAGCUUUUAUAUAGGGAGCCUAACCGGAGUAAAACUGUUCCACAAAUCCGCACGCAGCAUGUAUUGAUACCGUCCCACCAGCAUCAGCAUCAGCAUCAACAUCAGCAUCAGCAUCAGCAUCAGCAUCAGCAUCAGCAUCAGCAUCAGUAUCAGCAUCAGCAUCAGUAUCAGCAUCAGUAUCAGUACCAGCAUCAGCGUCAGGGCCAUCAUCACCACGGAGCUAAUGAACCUUGUUAUUUUGUUCCCACGAUAGAAGAGAGCUCAAACGAAUAUGUUUCUCUUUCUAUCACAGGGCUGCGAAAUCCCGGCAAUACGUGCUAUAUUAAUAGCAUGAUCCAGUGCUUAUUUGCUAGUAAGAAUUUUCGGGAGCUUUUUCUCUCCAGCAAGUACGAGAAAUACUUCUCGCCCAAGUACCGCAAUCCAAACCAACUCUCGAAGUUUUUCCAUCUCCUUUUCAAAAAAAUGUAUCUUAACGGUGGUUGUUCGGUUGUUCCGACGGGGUUUUUGAAAGCCUGCAAUGCUCUUCGCCCGGAUUUCAAAAUUCCUCAUGACCAACAGGAUACACAAGAAUUCCUGCUGUUUCUAUUAAGCCAGCUUCAUGAUGAGCUAUCUGAGCCGAAUCAUGUUGCAAACGACUACCCUGAUCUUUUACUUCAUGACGACGAUAAAUUGGAUGUGGACAGGAAAGAGUACGAUACUUGGUUUGAGAGACAUAUUUCGACAAAUGGGAUCUCACCGAUUGAUGACAUUUUCCAGGGCCAAAUCGAAAAUGGGCUAUUGUGCCAGCGUUGCGGGCACUCUUCUUAUAACUACUCGGUGUUUUACGUCUUAUCGUUGGCCAUACCCAGUAUCACAUCAGCAUUUGGACAAAAGAAGAAAGUGAGACUCGAAGACUGCAUCAAUCUGUACACUAGUGAUGAACAGUUGACAAAUGAGAAUGCGUGGGACUGUCCAAAAUGUGGUAGCUCUGCCUCUGGGCAAGGUCCUGACGAUGAGCGGAGGAAAAAGAGGUUUCUACUGUCUCCUGAUAGCAAUAGCAGUGGUGGACGAAGCAAAUUCUUCAAGUUAAGAACCAAGCCUAGGAGCAGAUCAAGAUCUCCUUUCAGCAAACAAAACACCUCGGCUUCUAAUCCAAAAGAAUGGAGGCAGAAAAAGCUGGCGUCGAUAAAAACCCUCAAUUUUAUAUCUCUGCCCUCCGUGCUAACAAUUCACUUGUCAAGGUUUUUCUAUGACCUCACAAAGAAGAAUAACAAGGUUGUGACCUACCCGUUGACCCUUGGUAUUGUACUGAAAAAUGAUGAAGUGGUAAACUAUCGUCUUUUUGCCAUCGCGAAUCAUUUUGGUAAUUUGGUCAGCGGCCACUACACCUCUUUAGUGAACAAGAACCUGACACACGACCUUAGCAAUGGCAAACAGAAAUGGUAUUACUUCGACGAUGAAGUUGUGAAAGAAGAUGCAAAUCAUGGGGAUAUUGAUGCUGGCAUCACAAGCGUCUCUAGCAGCGAUGUGUAUGUUCUGUUUUAUGAGAGAAUAAGGAACUGA